AUGAUUUUGUAUGAUCAAUCAUAUAUAUCCAGGGCAGUAGUUUCAGAUGAUAAAAACAAUGAGUAUAACUUGAAAAUCAUAAACAUGUUUGACGGAGUUAAUAACAUAGAUAAAACUAUUUAUUAAAAUGCAUAGCAGGAAGUAAAAGUUAUGAAAACAUUUAAUCAUAAAAAUGUACUUAAAGUCGUUGACUACUUUGAAAUAGGUUACUAUUUUUUAAUAGUCACAGAGAGGUAUGAAUCUAGCUUAGAGUAGUGGUUAAGAAGUAGACAAACAAAUCAAUUAUUUCUCCCAUAAAUUAUAAGCUUUAGUGAUUAGCUCUUUUAAGCUUUGGAACAUAUUCAUUCUAAAAAAAAAGAAGCAAGGGAUAUUGAUUUAUCAACAAUAAUGAUAGAUAAAAACAAUUAAUUAAAGGUUGUUUGCAAUGGAUAUUUUAACGCAAAUAUUUUUAGAAGAGUUUAAAGUCUGCAAAUAUAAAAUUAAAAGAAUAAGAUAUCAUUGCUUUACAAUGUAAAUUAGCAGAUAAGUGAAAAUGAGAUUGACAUGACAUAGAAUAUUUUGAAAGUAGAUAAGACAAAGUUGAAAUAAAUUGAUGUAUUAGCCUCAAUUUAAGUAAUAUACCAACUCGGAGGAGCUAAUUUAGUUGAUAGAUUUAAUAGAGAACUUCUUGUUGAUAAUUUAGAUGAACAGCUUAUUUCUACUUUUUUGACUAUUUUUGAAAGCAAAAAUUAAAAUCCUCCUCUACUUAAAGAUAUCCUAAAAAGUAUAAAAAAAGUAAAAUCAGAUAUUUGGGAUGGAUGCCAAUUCGCAAAAAAGUUAUUUAAAAGUGCUUAGAAUAUGAAAGAAAAGCCUUAAGCUGCUAUUGAUCUAUUACUUCUUUGUAUUGAGCAACAUCCUAAAGAUCCACAAUAUUACUAAGCUGUUGGCGAUUUUUAUAAAAGUAUUUAGAAAUAUGACGAUUCGGCUUAAGCUUACAAAAAGUGUUUAUAAGAAGGUAAAGAAAAUUAAAUUUGCUAAGAUAGUUUAUUAGAAGUUUAUCAAUUUAAAUCAACUUAAGAAUAAUUAUAAAAAGAUAAACUAAUUGAAGUGUGCAUUGAGAAAGGCAAUCCUUUUAUAAAUCUAUGUCAUGAAUUUACAUAUAACUCUAAGGAAGUUAAAAAAAGUCGUAUCUCGUUUAAAUUAAUUGUAAUUUUAAUAGUGAUUUUCAAAGAUGUCAUUUUAGUAAUCAUGGCCAAUUUACUAGCCUUCAUAUCAGCCCAUGCUUCAAUUUAAGCUUGUAGUCAAUAAAUUGAAGCUUGCUAUGCUUAAGUGCAUGAUGAUCUUUAAGGUUUUUAUAUUGCGUAAUACCAUUUUUUUAAAGGAUGUUUAGAUUCAGAGAAAGUAGGAUAUAUUUGUAGUACUGGAGUUGCAGAUUCUAUUUUAAAGAUGUAUUUAAAUGAUUGUGUUUCAAUUAUUUUUUACUCAAAAUAACCUCUAUAUGAUUCAAGAAUUUACAUUCAAUAGUGCUUUCAUAAAACAUCAAAAAGUUAAGGUUUCUGUUAUGUGCACUUGGCUAAUUACUAUUAACACCAAUUCAAAUAUAAUGAAGCAAUCUAAAUUAUGGAUAAGUGUUUAAAAUCUUUGCCCAAUAAUGCAUAUUGCUUAAUGUACCUGGGUUUAUUUUAUUAAUUAGAUACUACUCUAUAAGAUUAUAACAAAUCAAUCAACUAUUAUUAGUUAUGCUAUGAUCUUUAUUAACUUGAAUCAUGCAGAGAUGAGAUUUUAAAGGUAAAAUAGCAACUAAAUUAACCUUAAAAAGUAAAAUAGGAACUAAAUUAAUCUUAAAAAGUAAAAUUGAGUUGA
This is a messenger RNA of Tetrahymena thermophila SB210, 1842 nucleotides long. Its product is annotated as kinase domain protein. Gene Ontology annotation, molecular function: protein binding; protein kinase activity; ATP binding. The record is from RefSeq and is a predicted model, not a curated record. The transcript has a single exon. Lineage: Eukaryota; Ciliophora; Oligohymenophorea; Hymenostomatida; Tetrahymenidae. Gene Ontology annotation, biological process: protein phosphorylation.